This is a messenger RNA of Anthostomella pinea, 1161 nucleotides long. NCBI's taxonomy places the organism in Eukaryota, Fungi, Ascomycota, Sordariomycetes, Xylariales, Xylariaceae. The record is from the annotation of a GenBank genome assembly.
AUGAAGUCGACUCUAUCCCUUCUCGCAUGUCUACUCACAGGCGCCUCGGCGACCAUCUAUUAUGCUGGAGUCGCCGAGUCCGGUGGUGAGUUUGGGGUCUACAGCUCAACUGCUACGCCUGGGUUCGGGCUACCAGGCACCUUCGGCGUGGACUACCAGUUCAUCAAUCAGGCGGGCGUGGAUGUCCACGUGGACCAAAACCACCUGAACCUCUUCCGCAUUGCCUUCCUUCUCGAGCGCAUGUGUCCCGUAGCCACGGGCCUCGGCGCGUCCUUCAACGAGACGCACUUCGACCUCUUCAAGGAUGCGGUCGACUACGUGACCGUCACCAAGGGGGCGUAUGCGAUACUCGACCCUCACAACUACAUGCGCUACAAUGACCCGUCAUCGCAACCGUACAGCGGCAGCGUCAUCGGCAACACGUCGGACGUCACGGCCGCAACCACCGCCCAGUUCGGCGAGUUCUGGGGCGAGCUCGCGGGCCGCUUCGCCGAUAACGAAAAGGUCAUCUUCGGCCUGAUGAACGAGCCGCACGACAUGCCGUCCAGCCUCGUGCUCGAGAACAACCAGGCCGCCAUCGACGCCAUCCGCGCCACGGGCGCCGAGAACCUGAUCAUCAUGCCCGGAAACAGCUGGACGGGAGGCCACGCGUGGACCGAGGGUACAGACCCCAGCAGUGCGGUCAUGUACCAGUUCAAGGACCCGGUCAAUAACACUGCGCUUGAUAUCCACGAGUAUCUCGACGUCGACUUUAGCGGGGGCCACAGCGAAUGCGUCAGCGCUCCCGAGACGUACUUGGCUAAUCUGACGGAGUGGCUGAAGACCUACCAGCUCAAAGCCUUCAUCACCGAGUUCGGCGGCGCCAACAACACGGGCUGCGCCGCCAUGCUCACCGACAUGGUGGACUACAUGGCCGACAACGAGGAGUACAUCGGCUGGACCGCGUGGGCCGCGGGACCCUUCUGGGGCGCGAGCAGUCCCUGCUGCACCGACUCGCUGCAGCUCGGCAGCCUGGAGCCGGGGAGCACGGCUGCGGACGGGAGUCCGGGGUUGUACACGACUGUUUGGCUCGAGACGUUGCAGCCGCUUGUGCCGAGCUUGCUGCAGUGGUCGGGCGGGGCGAGCGUGGCGGGUGGUGAGCUGGUUGCUUUCUCUGGUUAG